Molecule: messenger RNA, 1453 nt
Organism: Agrilus planipennis (emerald ash borer)
Lineage: Eukaryota; Metazoa; Arthropoda; Insecta; Coleoptera; Buprestidae
Product: aminoacylase-1
Exons: 8
Coding region: 130-1356 (408 amino acids)
Biological process (GO): amino acid metabolic process
Cellular component (GO): cytoplasm
Molecular function (GO): aminoacylase activity
Source: RefSeq, a predicted model, not a curated record
UUGUUUUACCUGAGGGGCCUGAGGAUUUCCCGUGUGCUUGAAGACAAAACGUCGGCAACUUGGCUCUGUAUAAUCCCAAAAAUUCUGAGUUUACUUAGAAUAGCAAGAAUUUGAUACUUGAUUUAGGAGAUGUCCACAUCAGCUGAUCAGAGGUACGCUAACAUUUUGGACGCCCAAGCUGUCAACAAUUUUGUAGAAUAUUUGAGAAUUCCAUCAGUUCAUCCUGACAUAAAUUAUGAUAGUUGUAUCAAGUUCCUUGAAAAACAGGCCCAAGGGUUGGGUUUGCCAAUUAAAAUCUAUACUUGUGUUCCUAAAAAACCAAUAGCAGUAAUAACAUGGGUUGGAACAGAACCCUCUUUGCCUUCAGUUUUGUUGAACAGUCAUAUGGAUGUUGUGCCAGUUUUUGAGGAGAAAUGGACCCAUAAACCAUUCAGUGGGGAUAUUGAUGAAAAAGGAAACAUUUAUGCAAGAGGGUCCCAGGACAUGAAAUGUGUUGGUAUUCAAUAUUUAGAAGCUAUUAGAAGGCUAAAAGAAAGGGGCAAGACAUUGAAGAGAACCUUACAUGUUUCUUUUGUACCAGAUGAAGAAAUUGGUGGGGUUGAUGGAAUGAGCAAAUUCGUAGAAACCAAAGAUUUUGAAGCCUUAAAUGUUGGAGUUGCAUUAGAUGAGGGCAUGGCCAGUGCAAACGAUGAUUUUAUUUUAUUUUAUGGGGAAAGGUGUAUUUGGCAUUUACAUAUUCACAUCCCUGGUCAACCUGGUCAUGGAUCCCUUUUACUUGAUGAUACAGCUGGCGAAAAGUUGAACGUUUUGUUAAACAAAUUUUUUGCGUUUAGACAUCAGGAAAAGAAUAAACUUAAAAGUGAUAAAACAUUGUCAAUUGGAGAUGUUACUACAGUUAAUCUCACUCAAAUAAGGGGUGGAGUUCAAUCAAAUGUGGUUCCACCAGAAUUGAUUGCCGUUUUUGAUAUUCGUAUUCCCGUUACUGUUGAUAUUGUGGAAUUUGAAAAUAACAUAAAUAAAUGGUGCAAGGAAGCCGGUGAAGGAAUUUGGAUUGAAUAUGAGCAAAAGCAAGAUCAAGUUCCUGUUACCAAGCUUGACAAAACCAAUCCUUUUUGGGUUGCCUUCAAGGAAGCAACAGAUGAGCUUGGCCUAAAGAUAAUACCACGGAUUUUCCCUGGAGGUACUGAUAGUCGUUAUAUUAGAGAAAUAGGUAAACCUGCCCUUGGGUUUUCACCAAUGAACAAAACCCCAGUGUUAUUGCACGAUCACGACGAAUAUUUGAAUGAUCAGAUAUUUUUGAAAGGAAUUGAAAUUUACACCACCAUUCUGCAAAAAGUGGCAAAUGUUACGGGUUAAAACCUGACAGAGAGAUCUAAAGCGAAAGGUUUUAUUUUUGGAACAAUGAAAAAUAUGGUGUACCUACUGUAUGUUAUAAUAUGAUUUACAUUGUUUA